CAUUUUUGGCACGUUUGUCAAAAUUUGACACGAUUUGGAAAACAUGGACGACGAGUUUUUUUUGUACAAUCGGCGCACGAUUCGGCCAAAAUUCAAAGUAGUGGGGUUUAUACCGAGCGUUGAGUUCCAGAAGUGUAAGUAUGUGGUGGAGAAGGUGUACGCUAGUUACCCGACGGAGUAUGAUAAGCCGGAAAUCAGGUCUAUGUUGAAUUUGGAUUGGGACGAGUAUUUGACUAAAAUGAAGAGGCGACAUGGGAAAGCGUACUAUUUGCUGAAAGCGCCGGUGGCUGUCUACUUCGAUGGACAACUUCUGGGAGAUGAUAAAGCUCUUCUUAAUUUUAUAACGGGGAAGUACAGGCUUGAAAUAAGUGCGGAUUUUGAAAGUCUAGCGGAGAAAGACAUAAUAAGGUACUUUCAAGACAUAACCGACAAGUAUAAGAGAAAAUUCGUCUACUUGACUAUCGCCAUAGAUGAGCGAGUCGUAGGUUCGAUGCUCUUCAUGUUAUACAACGACUUAGUGCCUAUCACGUGCGACAACUUCUUAACCCGGUGUACCCAAAGAACCCCAAAAUUUGGCUACAAAGGCACCAAAGUACACAGAAUCGCCAAAUAUAGUUGGAUCCAAUGCGGGGGCUUCGAUCUGCGCGAAGUCCACCAACCUUGUGAAAACUACGCCGUCCCUCACGACCGGCGCGGACUCCUCUCCAUGUGUAACCAAAAACGACACGUCAACAACAGCACCCAGUUCUACAUAACCUUAAACCCUGCCAGCUGGAUGGACUACAACUACGUGGCUUUCGGUCAGUUAAUUCAAGGUGCCGAAAUUCUAAACCUAAUCGAACAAAUCUCCACCUACUACGAAAGUCCGACCCGCAAAAUCGAAAUCGUGACCUGUGGCGAAUUCGUCCUUUGUCCUACCCCCACUGAAGACUACACCAGCGCUUUGAAUCCACCCUACGAGACUUUGUUUACCCCAUACACCAAAGACGACGACGUCGAUUCGAUUUUGAGCGAAAAAGGGUUAAAAUCCGGAAAGUAUUCCCUGAAAACGGACGCCAGAGCCUACUUACCCUUCACGAGGUUCUCGAAGAUGUUCGACGCUUACAUGAAAAACGACGAUCAAGAGCUGGAAUGUCUGGAUGACGCUAGAAUCGGACAAUUGCUCAAGAAGAUGGACGCGCAACCGCCAGUCGAAGAAGUGUCUUCGAAUAUUCCACUCGAUCGCGUGAGGGCGAACCUUUUCAAAACCAGCAAUACGUUUUAUUACACCUCACAUAUAAUCUUCUGAAGUUGUAU
Messenger RNA from Zophobas morio, 1296 nucleotides. Its product is annotated as probable inactive peptidyl-prolyl cis-trans isomerase-like 6. The record is from RefSeq and is a predicted model, not a curated record. Gene Ontology annotation, molecular function: peptidyl-prolyl cis-trans isomerase activity. The coding region runs from base 44 to 1288 and encodes 414 amino acids. Gene Ontology annotation, cellular component: intracellular membrane-bounded organelle. Gene Ontology annotation, biological process: protein peptidyl-prolyl isomerization. NCBI's taxonomy places the organism in Eukaryota, Metazoa, Arthropoda, Insecta, Coleoptera, Tenebrionidae. The transcript has 6 exons.